UAUUUCUGUGGCGUGUUUUCUUGACGAUGACCUAACCUCAAUUUUUCUCAGUUUUCCAAAAAUUAAUAUAUUAUUUAAAAUGAAAAAACACAGCCAUUCUGAAAUUUCGGAAAGUGCAGAAUCAUCAGAAGCAGACGACGCAACAAGCACAAUAGCAAAUAUUCAAACGAAAUCAAGCUCACCUUCACCUAGCGUCUCAGAAUCAGAGGAGGCUCAGACGUCCCCCACACCAGCAAAAUCAAGGGAAAAAGUCUCCACAAGUCCGAAGAAAAAAUCUUCCUCAAGCCCCCUUAAAGACUUCAUUGCCCAACACCCUGAAUACGAGAAGAUUACUUUGGACGAUGUUGUUUCAGAAGAUGAUGAUAUUUGCAUACUGGAAGUACCAAACACAAUCGAUUCGGAUUGCUUCAUUGGAAAAUUAAUUAAUUUUGAGAAAAAAACGAAACUCAAACUCGGUGGUCAGAAAUACGUCAUUGAGCCCACAUUUGAAGACAUUAAGCCAAUUAAUUUAGUUAGUCGCAACAUCAAAAUGAUUCGUCCAGUAGCGAAUCUAAAACUGCGCGAAUACCAUAAAGAGAAACGCGAAGACAAGUUUGUGAAUGUAGAUAAAUGUAAACUCGCCUUACCGGAGAAAAUCAAAGUUAGACAUCCACUUUUUGGAGUUGAAUACAAACAGAAAAUAACACUAAGUGAAGAAGUACAAAGAAAGUUGGACAAUACGAUUGAGAAAGCUUUAAAAAAAAUGAAAAAGAAAAAACACAAAGACGAAACGCUCAAUUCAGAGAAAGUGAAGAAAGAUAAAAAUCAAAUUAAACAAGAAUCAAUCACGUCUGUAGAAGAACAAAAUGAGUCGUUCUUCGAAGCUCUGAGCUCACACAUCGGGGAAAAAAAGAAGAAAAAACACGAGAGCAGAGAGAAGAAAAUUAAACAUGAACUGGUCUCUGAAGUAGAUGAACCAUUGGAGUCUCCUACAGAAGAAAAGAAGAAGAAAAGGCAUAAAGUCUUUACAGACUAUCAAGAGGACAAAAAUGAAGUAGAUGAGACAAUUGAGUCUCCUGUAGAAGAAAAGAAGAAGAAAACACAUAAAGUAUUUACAGACCAUCAAGAGGACAAAAAUGAAAAGAAAAAGAAACGUAAAAGUAGCAUUAAUGAAGGCGUUUCUGCAACCAAUGAAUUUGCUUUAAAUUUUGAUUUUAUGAAUGAAAUUGGAGGUAGCAGUAAAAUGAUCAAUAACGGUCAAAAGCAGAAGUUUAAUACGAGUGUGAAAACAGAAAAAGAUGAUUCAGUCCAUGAAAAAAGUAGAAAACAUUCAAGUACUUCACAUGAUGAAUCAUUUUUUGGUAAUAACAGUUUGCAAGAAAAGAAACUUGAGAAAAAGCACAACAAUCUGAUUAACAGUACGGUAGUACCAGGUUUACAUUUACCACUUUUUGAUUUUGACGUUAGUGGAAUCACUAGUAAAGAAGAUCAUGAAAUUGAAAGAGAACAAUCGCCAGCUAACUCUCAGAGUCGUGAAGAGAAUGAGCAAAGUGUGAAGAAGAAAAAGAAGAAGAUAAAAUUGGAAAAAGAAGAGACAGAUGAGGCAUUAGGGAAAAAGCGACGCGAUUCCGUGGAAAGUGAGGCAACGUCGCCUAAGAAGAAGAUCAAGAAGAUUAAACAAGAAAAGGAAGAGGAGGAAGUAGCCACCAAUUCGUUAAUUUUCGACAUUUUAAAUAAGGUGAAGAGUGAAAUCGACAGCCCUGCGAAACACAAAAAGAAGAAAAAAUCGGAUGGGUAAUUGACUGUAUACAUCAUAACACUUUUAUUUUACCUAAUGAUUUAAAAAAAUAUAAUUUCUUUUAAAAU
Messenger RNA from Tribolium madens (black flour beetle), 1845 nucleotides. RefSeq names its product glutamic acid-rich protein-like. Bases 80 to 1777 code for a protein of 565 amino acids. The record is from RefSeq and is a predicted model, not a curated record. The transcript is spliced from 2 exons. Lineage: Eukaryota; Metazoa; Arthropoda; Insecta; Coleoptera; Tenebrionidae.